GUUGAGAGCAUAGAUAAAAUAGACACUGUAGUCAUGCCAUGGUGCUCUGCAGAUCAUGACUACUCUGAACUUUCCAAGUCUUGUGAAAAACAGCUAGAAGAUGUAAGGAGUUCCUCAAAAUUUGAGCAGUUAACAGAGCAUUCCACUGGUAGUCAACCUACUCAGGAAAAUUCAAUACUUUGUGUGCGUGGCGGUGGUCGGAAGACUAAAAGAAAAUCUUCCCGUGCAGAUGAUACAGAAAAAGUCACACCAGAAAACAAAGAAAAAACGUACAGCUGCAGGUGGCAAAAAAACGACCAUAGGUGCAAAGACAAGAACUCCUGCUGCACUUGGUGCUGCGAUUAAUUCACUUGCCAGGAUUAGGAAGACAGCAACAAGUGGCCAAAGCAAAACCACACUUAGUAGGGAAAUGAAUAGGAAACAUAAAGCUGAGGAUCAGUUCAAGGAUGAUGGUUUUUCAACAAGAAAUAAAUAUCCCCCCAAAAUAUCAGCUGUAGAAGAAAACGCCGCUGUUGGUGAAGUCUUAAGCCUGAAAAAUGAACCAUUAGAUCCAGAAUACUAUUUAAAUGCUGGAGAACUGCCGUCGCCCACCGAGGCCAUUUUAGACUUAAAGCCUGUUUUUCUACGCGAAGCUGAACCAGAAUGCGCACACAGUCAACAGUGUGGCAAGAAUAUCAAGGAGGAGUUCGAGAUAGAGCUGAAUCCAGACUGGUGUCCUGACGAUGACAAAGAUGAAAGAACUAUGCCUCUUGGAGACAUAAAAAGUCGUGGGCUAAAGGAAGACGCAGAACCUUUAGGAGGAGAGUAUAUAGAGAGUUGGCACGCGGGGAAAGUUGACUGUACACUGGUCACAUUAGGGGAUCCAGAAAUGGUAACUUGGCUGCCUACCACCGAGGGGCUGGAACAGAACACGACAGCAGGUUCUAAAUGCGCGGCGCAGCCUCAGUCAAAACCUGAUGGUCUCAAAGCCGCGGUUGCUUCCGACAAGGAAAACGGUGGCACAGACGUUGAGCUUCCUACGUUAUCAAGGAAUGAUCUCACUGAAUCCGUUGACUGUGAGCAGUCGUCGAACGUAGGUGAACAGCAGACAGUCACCCCUGCUGGUGCUCAUUGUACCGUUGUUGCUGCUGUGGAUGCUUCUGAUGGGAGUGGAAGAGGUGGCACUGCUGCAGUUCUUGCUGGCGUUGCUGGUGCUAGCAGCGAGGAAACAUAUUUUACAGAAACGUCGCUUGCCAGACACGAGGUUCUGAAAAUGCUGUUAGCGACCACACCAGUUGGAGCACUGCCUGUCAUUGCCCAUUCCUCGAAACCAACUUUCAACGGCAGUACGGGGCAGACGUUAUUGCCGUUGACCUCUAACGGUACACAACAGUCCUUCACAGGACACUCGCCGAGGAACGCUAGCAGCCAGUCCAUAAUUGUCCUUACAUCUCCGUCUUCAGACUGUAGUAGCCAGAAGCUAUUGUUUGUGCCUAGCACCUGUGCACAGAACUCUGUAUCCUCUGGCCAUACAAUAGUGCUGUUAAACCCUUCGUCAAGUGAGCAGAUACCUUCUGAACGAACACCUGGGGGUUGUGGGGAUCAGAAAACAAAUAUUUUUCUUUGCCAAAAUUGUGGGAAUAAGAUCGUAGGCCAGGACAUGUUAAGACAGCAUCUCCUGAGGUGCCCCAUGAGUGGAAGUCUAGGGCUGUCAUUACCACCUGGGCCAAGCCAGACGUCGGCCGUCAUUGUCAGUCAGACCGACCAAAGACCCAUCCUUCCGAAGGAGAUCGUGGUGGUUGUCAGCCCCAAGGCGCCAGUUCCGCAAGCCCACGGAGUGUUGACGAAUGACGAGGGAUCGACAGGGGAGGCAAGCGAGACCCACCUUGAGGUGGAGCGACCGUUCAAGUGCGACCACUGCUACUCGCGUCACCAGAAACUGUCGCACUUGCGGAUCCACGUAGUGCGGGCGCAUGGAAAGCCCGACCCGCUGCUGUGCCCUGUGUGCGGGCGGCAGUUCCAGAAGCAGAGCACCUUUAACAUCCACGUGAACACGCACAGCAGCGACACGCCCUUCGCCUGCCCCCAGUGCCCUAAGGCCUACAAGUCCGCCGCCACCCUCAAAUCACACCUGCGACAGCACACUGGGGAGCGGCCCUACCAGUGUCCGAUCUGCUCCCGCCUCUUCUCGGAAUUGCAGCAUGUGAAGCGGCACCAGCUGACGCACACCCGCGACGGUCCGCUGAAGUGCCCAGAGUGUCCCGCCACUUUCCUGGUGCCUUCCUCCUACAAGAUUCACCUGCGUGUGCACACGGGCGAGCGGCCGUUCCCCUGCCAUUUAUGCGAGAAAGCCUUCCGCGACCGCUCGGCGCUCAACGUGCACCUCCGCAUCCACACACGCGAGAAUCCGCACCAGUGCCAGGUGUGUGGCGCCACCUUCCAGAGCUCCGGCGGCCUCAAGCAGCACACGCUGGGCCAUGUCGGCAUAUCGCCGUACGAAUGCCAACGUUGCGGCGUGACCUGCGGCUCCCGCGGGGCCUUAAAGCGGCACAUGCGCUUCCACUCGCGCACUACUGCAGCUGAUGCACAAGACGACGACGACGGCGUACAGGCAUCCGAGGCGGCCAGCAAGCCAUCCAGUCGCUCGCAGCAUAGGAAGAGACGAGGGGAGAGUGAGAAAGAAGAGGAUAGUGUAAAAAGGAGAGAGGAAAUAGGAGCGCUGAGUGUGAUGGCCGAUGAUACAUUGACUACAAGCUCGCUGGGUGCAAAGUAAUUGUGACUUUGAAAAAAUUCUAGUUAGUAACAGACUAAUAAUAAUAAAGCCUAAUAAUUAUU
This is a messenger RNA of Pomacea canaliculata, 2814 nucleotides long. RefSeq lists its product as uncharacterized. The transcript has 4 exons. Gene Ontology annotation, biological process: regulation of transcription by RNA polymerase II. Lineage: Eukaryota; Metazoa; Mollusca; Gastropoda; Architaenioglossa; Ampullariidae. Gene Ontology annotation, cellular component: nucleus. Bases 230 to 2752 code for a protein of 840 amino acids. Gene Ontology annotation, molecular function: RNA polymerase II cis-regulatory region sequence-specific DNA binding; DNA-binding transcription activator activity, RNA polymerase II-specific. The record is from RefSeq and is a predicted model, not a curated record.